Acanthopagrus latus (yellowfin seabream) is the source of this 3093-nucleotide messenger RNA. RefSeq names its product ADP-ribosylation factor-like 8 (gene arl8). Gene Ontology annotation, biological process: protein localization to Golgi membrane; intracellular protein transport; vesicle-mediated transport. The coding region runs from base 344 to 883 and encodes 179 amino acids. NCBI's taxonomy places the organism in Eukaryota, Metazoa, Chordata, Actinopteri, Spariformes, Sparidae. The record is from RefSeq and is a predicted model, not a curated record. Gene Ontology annotation, molecular function: GTP binding; GTPase activity. The transcript is spliced from 6 exons. Gene Ontology annotation, cellular component: cytoplasm; trans-Golgi network.
AGCCAGCAGCAGCUAACAGGCAGAAGGAGCUGUACGAGCAGCGGAGUACACACAGCAGCGCUACACGACCUGUGGGGGAUUUAACUCGACAAUAAGUCACCACAUCCAUGCUACCGUACACAAUUUAAUGCUCGUUUUAGCCGCGUUUUACAUGUAGCGGGAGCGCAUGGAGUCCGCGUUGAAAAGGUCGGUGAGGUGUUUUGCGGACAAGAGAUCAUCCAGCUAAUGUUAGCUAGCCGCAGCCAGCCACGGAUUGACCCGGUGUGGACUUGAGAGGGGAGAAGCUCGCCGCUGCUGCCCACUCUGCUGACAAGACUUACGGACACUGUUAUCAACCUACACCAUGGGCCUCAUAUUCGCCAAACUGUGGAGCUUCUUCUGUAAUCAAGAGCACAAGGUGAUAAUCGUUGGACUAGAUAAUGCAGGGAAAACCACUAUCCUCUACCAGUUUCUGAUGAAUGAGGUGGUCCACACGUCGCCCACCAUCGGGAGCAACGUGGAGGAAAUCGUGGUGAAGAACACCCACUUCCUGAUGUGGGACAUAGGAGGGCAGGAGUCUCUCAGGUCCUCGUGGAACACCUACUACUCCAACACAGAGUUCAUCAUCCUGGUGGUGGACAGCACGGACAGAGAGAGGCUGGCCAUCUCUAAAGAAGAGCUCUACAGGAUGUUGGCUCACGAGGACCUGCGGAAAGCAGCUGUGUUGAUAUUUGCCAAUAAGCAGGAUAUGAAGGACUGUAUGUCUGCAGCAGAGAUCUCCAAAUACCUCACCCUGAGCUCCAUCAAAGACCACCCCUGGCACAUACAGUCCUGCUGUGCACUUACAGGAGAGGGUUUAUGCCAAGGACUGGAGUGGAUGACCUCGCGGGCUGGACUCAGAUAGCCCCUCCCUCAGCCGUCGACGGCCUGACUACCUGCACCACCCACAUGGUGGCACAACAGCUUGUCCUUACUGGCUUCUUGUUAUUACUUUUUAUUUUUUUAAUGAUGAAUUUUAAUGGACUUUGACCUCUGGAGACGGCACAGGACGGGAUCAUUGACCCCCUCCAAGGCUUUAGUGUUACAGGGGAACGAGUGGAGACGUGACCAGGACUGAUGAACUGACCUGGUUGCUGAACAAGACGUCACUUUUUACAGAAGAAGCGCCGGAGGAGGAGGGGGAAACUAUUUCAGCAAGUUAAGAGUUUGUCCAAGUGCAAAGCAAGGCUGCACUGGACACUCAUUUACACCACAAACAUAUCAUGUUACAUGACACUGCAUCACAUCAAGAGCCUGCCAUGAACAUCACGUCGGUGCCCAGCUUUGGGAGAAUAUGAUGCAGCUCUAUAAUCAUUAUUAUUAUUUUGCCUCUUUAUAAGUUUGUUCAGGUGAUAAUUGAGGGAUUAUGAGCAGUAUUGAUGUGACACUUUUUGUUUUAGGAGUUGUCCUCAAUAAUGUUUUCAUAUUUGUUUUGGUUCUCAUUGUUAGCACAGCCAUUAAUAUCUGUUACACAUUGUUUCAGUUUCAUAAGCUACACUGUCGGUGGUUGUUCUCACAAUAGGACUAACUAGUGCCGUGACGAAAUGUGGUCAAACAUGAACCUCCCUUCUUAUUAUUACCUUUGAGCCUGUGCUUGUUUAUUGAGCCAAAAAUGUGUAAAUUCAGAGUGUUGGCAUGCAAACUUUUCUUAAAACUGACCCUCUGGAACAUUUAUUUAAAGGAUAAGAUCACCCAAUUUGGAAUUUCAGUCAUCAUCCUCUCACCCACGUGCCGACGAAAAGUCAAGUGAAGUAACGCCGUCCACAUAACAUUCUGAAACGACCGAAAAGAAAUAUAAAAUGACACGGUGUAGUCUUAAGUCUCUGUAAUUCCUGUGAUCCAUGACUGAUUCAAAAAGAUGCUACUUACACCUUUUGUUAAAGAAAUGCUGCACCUUUUUAAGAGGAAGUUUUCACUGUAGCUGCUAGGCUAAAGCUGAGGUGGGUGCCUGGUCUCGACCACGUCGGUUUCGAUAUUUCACAUCAGUUUUAGAGACUUGGAUCACACCACAUGUGCUGUAUGGAACUGUUUGCUGUUUGUUUUUUUUACAUUUCAAUAUAUGUUUUUGUGGACUGCACAACGUCGCCCAGCUAUCCAUCAGCAUGAGAGUGAGUAGAUUAUGACUGAAUUUAAAUUUUUCUGUGAACUUAUCCUUUAAUUUAUCAAACACUAAAUGACUGAAAUGUCAUUCUUUCCAAUGCAGGUACAAAGCUCAGUUUGAUUAACAGUAUUUUCAAUUUAAACACUAUGUUUUUGUCAAUGAUGCAUUAUGAUUUUUAUUUAAUUUUAUUUUUGCAUUUAUUUUCUUUCUUUUUUUUUUUUUUUUUGCUCGUGGCCACUUACAGCAUCUAGACCUGUUUUGUAUUAACAGCUGAUCUUUGGUGCUCUGCAAGCGCGUGUCUGAUCCAUCCUCAUAUCAACAUCUGCAGCCAUUUUGGCGCAUAUUCCUCUUUAAGCAUUUUGUACUUUUACAAACAAAGGGAUCAGAAUAAGCCACCGCCAAACAGAUGCCGCACAUUCAUGGGAAGUUGUUACUCAUCAGCCGUCUGGACUUGAGUUCAGUGGCUCAGUAGCAUUAAGAUGAUCUAGACUCAAUAUUUUGGCCAUCAUACAGUUAAAAUACUUGAUCCUCAGCCUUAACCAUGCUGAUCUGAGUGUCUGGAGGAGCAUGUGUGUGUGUGUUUGCGCUCUCAUGAUCUUUACCGUCUAUGAACCUGUAUAGAAAUCCCUCGGGAACAGAUCUAUGCACGUGUCACUUUGAAACCAUGUAAACCUUUAGCGAGUUCCACAGUGGCCAAAAAAGAAGGAGGUACAUGAGUUUCAUUGAAGUGGUGUCCAUCUCAGUCAGGGUAGUGCCUCUGGGUCUCUAGAAUAUACUGUUUUUUUUGUUGGUAUUUUCUUACACAGAACAGGAUUAAAGGGUGAACCAUGCAGCCCCCCGCCCCAGACUCUUCGCAGCAUUAAGGUUUACAGCUUUGAUCUCACAAAGCAAGGGAACUGAUCAUGUACUCUGUGUGGUGGUGUCCAGUCUGGGUCAUGUACUGUAUUUCAAUAAAAGUUUGUUUUGAACUUUGA